AUGGCACCCCAGAAAGAAUUGAGUCAGACAACGGGACUCAUUUCCGUAAUAUCUUAUAGACACUUGGCCAAAGAACAUGGCAUUGAGUGGGCUUCUGAAUUCUUUCAGUUUGCAAUAGGUUCCCUUCAGGUUAUUGUAGGAAACAUCAUCUUACGGACAACCGGAAUAGCCCCAAAACUAUCAUUUUACUCUGGCCAUUCUUCGUUCUCCAUGUACUGCAUGCUCUUCCUAGCACUUUACCUUCAGGCCAGAAUGAAAGGAGACUGGGCAAGACUUGUACGUCCUACUGUACAAUUUGGUCUUAUUGCUGCAUCUAUCUAUGUGGGUCUCUCACGUGUGUCUGAUUACAAGCAUCACUGGAGUGAUGUUUUAACCGGACUCAUUCAGGGAGCAGUGGUAGCUGUGCUCAUUGUUGUGUAUGUGUCUGACUUCUUCAAAGUGAGAGGAUGUACAUUUCAACCAAAAGAAGAUUCCCAUACAACCCUACAUGAGACUCCAACAAAUGGAAAUCACUUUGGCAGCAAUCAUCAACCAUGAAGAAUGACACACCUCACCUGUCUUGCUCUCUGAAAACAUUUUCACAAGUCUAACUAUGUAAUAUAAGUAAAUGCCUUUAAGGGACUGCUGCUGCUCUUGAAUGCUCACUUUACCUGUAUAUAGUAACAUCUACCACAGUUAUUGUAUAUCUAAACUUCACAUUUCUGUUGGUUCAAGCUCUUGCUUAAAAGAAAAAAAGCUAUUCAAAUUGUAAAUUUUCAUUGAAAACAUGGUAACAGUUAUAUUACACUGCUGUUUAUUUGUACAUGCCUUGUUAAAACAACUGUGGUUUAAAUACACACUAUUAAAGGAAA
Messenger RNA from Tauraco erythrolophus (red-crested turaco), 851 nucleotides. The record is from RefSeq and is a predicted model, not a curated record. NCBI's taxonomy places the organism in Eukaryota, Metazoa, Chordata, Aves, Musophagiformes, Musophagidae.